This is a messenger RNA of Periconia digitata, 893 nucleotides long. NCBI's taxonomy places the organism in Eukaryota, Fungi, Ascomycota, Dothideomycetes, Pleosporales, Periconiaceae. The record is from the annotation of a GenBank genome assembly.
GUACGCUUACACCCAUGUCUGAUAUCUCACCAAGAUAUGACACCUCUUGGAAGGAAAGAGUAGACUUCACCACUCAUUUUAAGUACGAUAUUCUCCUUAUAUGUCACUCUGGCCACGAAUACAGAUUUCCGAUCUUCGUAAGCUGUGGAGGCCCGUAUGGAACCUGGAAUAAUCCGCCCAAAUCCAUUGCGUAUGAAUCCCUCGAUGAGGAUGGCAAAGUCGAUGAUGAGGCGACUAGCGAUAUUGUAGGAAAAGAAAAAUCGCCACUUUUGCGUCUACCUACUGAGCUUCGAUUAAUGGUGUAUGAGUACGUGUUUGGCGGCUUCAUAGUUGGUACUGCAAACUUGCGCUCGCGUUGUGUUCCUCACCAUCCGCCGAACUUGUUGCCCCAACCACCGUGGCUGGAAUUCAAUCAUAGUAUCAAGACGAACUAUAAGGGUGGUUCAAACUCCGGCUUCAAGCUCUUUGGCCUGCUCCGCACAUGCAAAAAGGUCUAUAAAGAGGCUGCUUACCUUUUCUACAGCAUCAACUAUUUCUCAGGGUUUAGUCCCCGGUCAUUCAGUCACUUCCUGAGCAUUCUUACACAAGCGCAGCAACAUUCAAUACAUACUGUUAGUAGCUUGGUGACAGUGGGUCAUCCCCAGUUGGAAAGUGAUCUACAAUGCCUUCGUGGGCUAAAGAAACUUCGAUUUCGGCGGCAUAUUUAUGACGUUCAUCUAUCGAUAAGUCACAAAGAUUACUACGAGAAGCUCUUUAAAUCACUGGGGAGUCAAAAUUCAGAUAGAAACAUCGUUUUCAAAUUGAAGGCCACAUUUCGUAAUGGAGGUAAAUUGUUGGCCGAGGGAGUUACGGGCAAAGACUCUUCAUUGAGGUGGAUGGCUUCAACCGAUUAA